UGGGGCCGGGGCUGUGCCCUCCCCGCCGCUCACUCCCGGGGAGCCGUGUCCGCGGGCGGGGCCAUGAAGGUGAAGGUGAUCUCCGUGCUGGAGGACAACUACAUGUACCUGGUCAUCGAGGAGAGCACCCGCGACGCCGUGGCCGUGGACGCCGCGGUCCCCAAAAGGCUGCUGGAGAUCAUCAAGAAGGAGGACGUGGUGCUCAGGGCCAUCCUCACCACCCACCACCACUGGGACCAUGCCAGGGGCAAUGAGGAGCUGGCACAGCUCUUCCCCGGCCUGCGGGUGUUCGGUGCUGACGAGCGYGUCGGGGCCCUCACGCACAAGGUCACCCACGGCCAGGAGCUCACGUUCGGGGCCAUCAGGGUCCGGUGCCUCUUCACCCCUUGCCACACCUCGGGCCACAUGUGCUAYUUCAUGUGGGAGGACGACUCCCCAGAUGCUCCGGCGCUGUUCUCAGGUGACACCCUGUUYGUGGGGGGCUGCGGGCAGUUCUUCGAGGGGACAGCGGAGCAGAUGCACACCAACCUCACCCAAAUCCUGGGGACUCUGCCCAAGGACACGAAGGUUUUCUGUGGCCACGAAUGCACUGUCAGAAACCUCAAAUUCGCCUCCAAAGUGGAGCCAGAGAAUGAGGCGGUGAAGGAGAAGCUGGCGUGGGCCAAACAGCGCGAUGAUGAGGACCUGCCCACGGUGCCCUCGACGCUGCACGAGGAGUUCCUGUACAAUCCCUUCCUGCGGGUCACGGAAGAGGCCGUGCAAAAGUUCACGGGUCAGACGGAGCCCGUGGAGGUGCUGAGGACGCUGCGCUCCCAGAGGGACAACUUCAAGAAGCCCAAGGAGAGGCCCAACCCCCAGGCCAUGCUGGCCUUUGACUGGGGGCUCUUUGGGCCCUUGCUGGAGAAGAAGUGACAUCCCCUCCAUGCCAAGGUUCCCUUCUGGCUGUGCCCAGCUCGGAUUYGCUCCCAGCUGGGCACUGGUUUUUGUCUUUAACCUGCUCGUGUGAGGCUGCUCUGCUCCGCUCUGCUCCCCCUCUGGCCCCRUGUCCAGCUCCCCUGGCUUGGGGAGCUCCCUGUGGAGCACCCAGAUCCCUUUGGUGACCCCACCUCGGUACUGGGAUGCAGCUGCUGCCAGCAGAGGGUCAGGACAUGGCUUGGAGGAGGGGAYGCUCCCAAUUUUCGGGUCAGGAAGCUGGGAAGUGGCUGRUGGCACUGGUGCCCACCCARCUCCAGCCCUGUGCUAACAAAAYCCU
Messenger RNA from Malurus melanocephalus (red-backed fairy wren), 1252 nucleotides. Its product is annotated as hydroxyacylglutathione hydrolase-like protein. The record is from RefSeq and is a predicted model, not a curated record. Bases 64 to 912 code for a protein of 282 amino acids. Lineage: Eukaryota; Metazoa; Chordata; Aves; Passeriformes; Maluridae. The transcript has 8 exons. Gene Ontology annotation, molecular function: hydroxyacylglutathione hydrolase activity.